This is a messenger RNA of Homarus americanus (American lobster), 1359 nucleotides long. Its product is annotated as keratin, type I cytoskeletal 9-like. Lineage: Eukaryota; Metazoa; Arthropoda; Malacostraca; Decapoda; Nephropidae. The record is from RefSeq and is a predicted model, not a curated record. The transcript is spliced from 7 exons. Bases 1 to 1359 code for a protein of 452 amino acids.
AUGGCCGCUGCUACUUUGCACUUCGUCUUAGUGCUCCUGCUGGUGGUGACAACGACGGUGAGGGCCUCGACCUUGGGGCAGCUGGAGAAGGAUGAUGACCUCCACCUCCAGGACCCCUUGAAGGUCGACCUCCUCCUCCUACCAGCAGAGAGUCAGCAGGUCUCCGUGGUGGCUGACGAAGACCUAGCAGAGAGUCAGCAGGUCUCCGUGGUGGCUGACGAAGACCUAGCAGAGAGUCAGCAGGUCUCCGUGGUGGCUGACGAAGACCUCCACACCGCCGCUACAGGUUACGGAGGAGGAGGAGGAAGAGGAAGAGGAGGAGGAGGAAGAGGAAGAGGAGGAGGAGGGAAGAGUCACACUGGCCAACAAGGUUACACCGGCAGUUACCACGACAAGGCAGGCUACAAGGGGAACAAGGGCUACAAGGGCAAUCAAGGCUACAAGGGCAAUCACUAUGGGGACUACGGCAAGGCUCAGACCGGGGGUUACUACGACACCCAGGGCAAGAAGUAUAAGGGCCAUGACGAUAAACACCAGUACCACGGCGACGCUAAGAAGGGCCAGAAGGGCAAAAAGGGCCACCAUUCAGGGUCUAAGGGCCACAGUAACAAGGGCCACAGUGAUAAGGGAGAGAAGAACGUCCACCACAAAGAGGAAUACCACCACACCAAGAAGUUUUAUGAUGACGGUGACAACAACGAGUACCACACCAGCUCUGAUGAUUUUGACAGCUACUUCGACACCCACAAAGGCAAAGACUUCAAAGGUGGCCACUAUAAGGGCGGGCAGCACCACGACAAACACGGUAAGAAGGGCCAAUUUGAUAAGGGCAAGUAUCACGACGACCAUCAGGGCCACAAGGGCCACUAUGGCGACAAGGGCCACUAUGGCACUAAGAGUUCCUAUGGCGACAAGGGCGGACACAAGGGCAGUUAUGGUACCAGUAAAAGCAAGAGUCAUGGUGGCGGUGGACACGGCAGUGGCGGUCAUGGCGGUGGACAUGGCGGCGGUGGCGGCUAUGGUGGCGGCUAUGGUGGCGGUGGACAUGGUAGUGGCGGCUACGGAGGCGGCGGACAUGUUAGUGGCGGCUACGGAGGCGGUGGACACGGCAGUGGCGGUCAUGGAGGCGGUGGACAUGGCGCCGGUGGCGGCUAUGGUGACGGUGGACACGGCAGUGGCGGCUAUGGAGGCGGUGGACACGGCAGUGGCGGCUACGGAGGCAGUGGGCGGCGGUGGACACGGCAGUGGCGGCGGCAGUGGACACGGGUGGCGGCGCGAGGCGGUGGACACGGCAGUAUGGCGGUCAUGGGGCGGUGGACAUGGCGCCGGUGGCGGCUAUGGCGGCUGCGGAGGCAGUAG